AUGCGGUGCAGCGGGAGCUGUCCGCCGCCGCUGCUGCAGAGCCUCAACGUGGAAGAAGACACGCGGCUGCUGCUCAGCAGCAGCAGCAGCAGCAGCAGCAGCAGCAGCAGCAGCAGCAGCAGCAGCAGCAGCAGCAGCAGCAGCAGCAGCAAAAGUCUUUCUGUUUCUGAAAGAAAAAAGAAACUUUUGUCUUUGAAAACCCUCAAAGAAAUUCGAUUUAAUCCCCAACACAUUUACACUCUGGACUUUGCACAGAACUUCUUUCUCCCCUCAACUUACGAAUUCGACUUGGGAUUAUUUCGCAAGUCCCUUUGCCCUCUUCUUGACAAACAGCCAAUUGAAAUUAUGGCCAUUUUUAGUACCCUCUUAAUAGGGCCCCCAGAAGGCCCCACGGGGGCCCCGGGGGCCCCCCUGGGGGCCCCCCUUGGGGCCCCCCUGGGGGCCCCCCUGGGGGCCCCCCUGGGGGCCCCCCUGGGUCCCUGUGGGGCCCCACAGGGGGCCCCACAGGCACAGGGGCCCCCGAAAGGUGGGGCAGCAAGAGGAGUAGUUCCUGACUUUGCGUCGCUGAAGGCAGCAGCAGCAGCAACACAAGCAGCAGCAGCAGCAGCUGCUGCUGCUGCUGCUAAGGAGAACAGAGAGUACCCCUAUAAAGAGCUGCUGCUGCCCGAAAACCCCAAAGACAAAGUCUAUCUCUGGAGGUUUCAGCUGCUGCAUGAAGACCUUGUCGCUGGCCAAUAA
Molecule: messenger RNA, 738 nt
Organism: Eimeria necatrix
Lineage: Eukaryota; Apicomplexa; Conoidasida; Eucoccidiorida; Eimeriidae
Exons: 2
Coding region: 1-738 (245 amino acids)
Source: RefSeq, a predicted model, not a curated record